Fundulus heteroclitus (mummichog) is the source of this 2682-nucleotide messenger RNA. It is a transcript of the gene kcnab1b, whose product is annotated as potassium voltage-gated channel, shaker-related subfamily, beta member 1 b. Gene Ontology annotation, biological process: transmembrane transport; potassium ion transport; negative regulation of delayed rectifier potassium channel activity. NCBI's taxonomy places the organism in Eukaryota, Metazoa, Chordata, Actinopteri, Cyprinodontiformes, Fundulidae. The record is from RefSeq and is a predicted model, not a curated record. Gene Ontology annotation, molecular function: potassium channel regulator activity; transmembrane transporter binding; voltage-gated potassium channel activity. Gene Ontology annotation, cellular component: extrinsic component of cytoplasmic side of plasma membrane; membrane; cytoplasm. Bases 964 to 2163 code for a protein of 399 amino acids. The transcript is spliced from 16 exons.
UUCACCGGGACACAUGUGCAUGCUGUGAUGCGUGCAAACAGCGUGUCAGGAUAAUACUCUAAAUCGCUUCAUUAGUCCCUGUGCAUUGCAGGAACAACGCAGCAAAGCAAACGCAGGUAGCCUGUCCUGUCUUGCACAGCCGGCGUCGUGCUGUGCUCACUCAGAGACGUGCGAAGGGCGACGUAUAUAGAACGGGAUUUGCUGUCUGAAGCAGGGGUCCCAUCAGCCUGCCCGGAACGUGUAUCUUAAGGCAGCCUGUGGUGAGAUCCUGGAGGCUGAGAGAGGGGCCAGGCGAGAAUCGCUGCCCUAGUUUCAUCCUGGAGAGGCGAGGGGGCGGGGGCCAGGUCGCCCACCUCAAACCCCGCCAGCUGGUCUUCAGAAGGUUUAGGAGCAAACGCUCCUCAGGAGCGGCAGAGGGUUGAGGACCAUUUCCACCAACACACUGGUUUGUUUCUGGCAUCUACUCAUCCUCAUGACUGCAAGGUCUACAGGGGGAAACGCCGCGUGUGCUGGGAUGCAGAUCCGCACGGGACUUCUGCUCUCCGUGAACGCAGACCGGUCCUUCUCAAAGUUGUGAGGGAGUCAUAAGACAUCCAUCCUCCUUUGUGCAUCUCUCUUGUUGAUCACCAGCAACUCGCUGUGUGCAGUGAGACCGGCUCUGGAUCCCCACCGCAGCUCCUCACACCCUGACCAAGACCGCCGGCAUGCCCAGCUGCGAGAGGCUGCAUAAGACAACGAUUCCUCUCUAAAAAAAUAAACUGAAUAACCUCAUCAUUGCCUGCUGCAAUUUCCAUAUGAGAUUGAGCAGAAUUAGGCUGGGUUGGCCCAGACCCCCUCGCAUUCAACUUCACUCAGUCUGAGUUCUAGCCUCUACAGACAGGAAGGAAGAAUCUCAAGGACUUUGAGGACACCAACGGGGGUGUUAUUUGUCUCGGAGCAGCUAGUGGGCUUGCGCCAGCAGCCAUGCAGGUGUCCUUUGCAUGUACGGACCACGGCCUCAAGGCCCCUCGCAAUGGGGAGCACAGCAAGCAGAACGCCACCAGCCCCAACACGACCAGCCACGCCCGAGCCCGCUUCCGCACGGUGGCCCUGAUCGCCCGCAGCCUGGGCUCCUUCACCCACCGCUACCACCACAACCUGAAGGAGUCCACCGCCAAGCUGACCGGCAUGAAAUACCGGAACCUGGGGAAAUCUGGUUUGCGUGUCUCCUGUCUGGGUCUCGGAACAUGGGUAACAUUUGGAGGUCAGAUCUCCGAUGAGGUGGCAGAGCAGCUUAUGACCAUCGCCUAUGAGAGUGGGGUCAACCUGUUCGAUACGGCCGAGGUCUACUCCGGGGGAAAAGCAGAGAUAAUCCUGGGAAACAUAAUCAAGAAGAAGUGCUGGAGGAGAUCCAGCCUCGUGAUCACCACCAAGCUCUACUGGGGAGGAAAAGCUGAGACUGAGAGAGGCCUCAACCGAAAACACAUCAUCGAAGGUUUAAAAGGUUCCCUACAGAGGAUGCAGCUGGAAUAUGUGGAUGUGGUCUUUGCUAACCGGACGGACAGCAACACUCCUAUGGAGGAAAUUGUGAGAGCCAUGACUCACGUCAUCAACCAAGGCAUGGCCAUGUAUUGGGGAACAUCUCGCUGGUCUGCCAUGGAGAUCAUGGAAGCCUACUCUGUGGCCAGACAGUUUAAUCUGAUUCCGCCGGUGUGCGAGCAGGCAGAGUAUCAUUUUUUCCAGCGGGAGAAGGUUGAAACUCAUCUUCCCGAGCUCUACCAUAAAAUAGGUGUGGGUGUGGUCUCGUGGUCUCCUUUGGCCUGCGGAAUAAUCACUGGAAAGUAUGAAAAUGGCAUCCCAGAAACCUCCAGGGCUGCGAUGAAGCCAUAUCAGUGGUUGAGAGAGAAGAUAACAAGCGAGGAUGGAAGAAAACAGCAAUCCAAACUAAAAGAACUGACUCAUAUCGCAGAAAAACUAGGAUGCACCUUGCCACAGUUAGCCAUAGCCUGGUGCUUGAGGAAUGAGGGAGUCAGCUCAGUGCUUUUAGGGGCCUCCAAUCCCACGCAGCUGACAGAAAACCUGGGAGCCAUUCAGGUAAUUCCAAAGAUUACAGCAGGUCUUGCCUCAGAGAUGGACCAUAUCCUGGGCAACCGUCCACACAGUAAAAAGGACUACCACCAUUAGGAUGGACACUUUCGACUACACUAUGCUCAUAAGGCUUUUCAAAGCUCACGUUUCACAGCCAUGGCACCAUAAGUGCGUGCCCACGACUGCGUGUAUCUGUGGAGGACUGUGUGAUUGUACUUGGCUCUUUCAACUCAUAAUUGUGAAGUGGGCUACAUGACGACAAAAGCGUGCAUGCAAAAGCAGCCAGUAACCCGAGUGAACACGAUCUGGAGGAUCCAUCGAGACAAUUUCCUGCAUUGAAAAAAAACAAAAAAAAAAACUCUCAUCUACAGCAGACUUUGCAGAAGGUGCUGAACCAUGUAGUGCUGGAAAACUAAUACAUGUAGUUGUUGAAAUAUUCUGCAUAACAUGGCUGUCAAUGCAUGUCGAGAAAACCACAGAGGACUUACUUACCUCUUAGCAUCCAAUUAAGUAUACCAGAGCACUAUGAUAAAGAAAAAGAUUAUUUGCAUCAAAAUGGACCUAAUGCUAGAGAGAUCUAUUUUGCUUAGUGUAUUUAUUGUGAAAACAGUAAUA